UAAUCUGUUUCAGAACCCAUGUCCAGUCAAGGAUGCCUCUUUCCUGUCGAAGAUGCUCUUCUGGUGGUUUACUGGGCUGGUGGUUAAAGGUUAUCGUACCCCUCUGGAAGCUGGAGACCUGUGGAACCUGAGGGAAGAGGACACAUCGGACAAGAUCCUCUCUGAUCUGGAGGAGGAGUGGACAACAGAAUGUGCCAAACUGCAACAGCAGGAGAAAACCAUGGUGGCAGCCGUGGCGCUGGGCACCAGACUGCCCGACCAGGCCCAGAUACUCAGGAAGCUGCAGAAGGAGCAGAGCUCCGGCUUCUGCCUGCUGAGGACACUGGCCAGGAACUUGGGACCUUACUUCCUUACUGGGACGAUGUGCAUCAUCUUCCACGACUUCUUUAUGUUUGCCAUCCCUCAGGUGCUCAGUCUUCUUCUGGGCUUCAUGAACGAAGAAGACGCCCCUGUGGAAGGGCUACUUCACGCUACCCUGAUGUUCCUGCUGUCCUGUCUCCAGUCCCUGUUCAACCACCAGUACAUGUACACCUGCUUCACCGUGGGCAUGAGAGUGAAGACAGCCGUGAUGGGACUGGUCUACAGAAAGUCUUUGGUGAUCAACAGCGCAUCCAGGAGGACGUGCACAGUGGGGGAGAUCGUCAACCUGGUAUCAGCCGACACUCAGAAGCUCAUGGACUUUGUGGUUUACUUCAACGCAGUGUGGCUGGCUCCUAUCGAGAUCGCCCUCUGCCUCUUCUUCCUCUGGCAGCACCUAGGCCCAUCUGCGCUAGCCGGAAUUGCCACCGUCAUCCUCAUCUUCCCACUCAAUGGAUUCAUCGCCAAGAAAAGGAGCAAACUGCAGGAGGUACAGAUGAAGUUUAUGGAUGGGCGAAUCAAGCUGAUGAACGAGAUCCUGAACGGGAUCAAGAUCCUGAAGUUCUAUGCAUGGGAGAAGGCCUUUCUGGAGCAGGUCCUGGGAUACAGGGAGAAAGAACUGAAGGCCCUGAAGAAGUCCCAGAUCCUCUACUCCAUCUCCAUCGCCUCCUUCAACUCAUCCACUUUCCUG
Messenger RNA from Oncorhynchus nerka (sockeye salmon), 1048 nucleotides. RefSeq names its product multidrug resistance-associated protein 1-like. The record is from RefSeq and is a predicted model, not a curated record. Gene Ontology annotation, molecular function: ATP binding; ABC-type transporter activity. Gene Ontology annotation, biological process: transmembrane transport. Gene Ontology annotation, cellular component: membrane. Lineage: Eukaryota; Metazoa; Chordata; Actinopteri; Salmoniformes; Salmonidae. The transcript has 7 exons. The annotation marks the transcript as partial.